AUGGCCUCGGACAACUCGACAGCACCGACGGCAUAUGAGAUGGUGGAGCGAUACGACUUCCCACGGGGCAUCCUCCCCGAAGGCGUGACGGGGUACGUCCUCCGCCCCAAUGGCUCCUUCGAGGUGUACCUCCCUGGGGACUGCGACCUCAGCGCCGCCAAUAUGCAAGUCCACUACAGCAGCUGCAUCGCCGGGAACGUCCAGAACCGGUCGAUCCAUGGCUUGGAGGGCGUGAAGGUGAAGAUGCUGUUCGCGUGGAUCGGCAUUGAUCAGGUGGACCGCACCGAGGAGCGGAUCCAAUUCCAUGCCGGCAUGGUGUCGAAGUUGUUCCCGGUCGACAGUUUUGCCAAUAGCCCCCAGUGCAACUGA
Molecule: messenger RNA, 369 nt
Organism: Phragmites australis (common reed)
Lineage: Eukaryota; Viridiplantae; Streptophyta; Magnoliopsida; Poales; Poaceae
Exons: 1
Coding region: 1-369 (122 amino acids)
Source: RefSeq, a predicted model, not a curated record